Molecule: messenger RNA, 3534 nt
Organism: Drosophila takahashii
Lineage: Eukaryota; Metazoa; Arthropoda; Insecta; Diptera; Drosophilidae
Gene: Vps50
Product: vacuolar protein sorting 50
Biological process (GO): retrograde transport, endosome to Golgi; endocytic recycling
Cellular component (GO): EARP complex
Molecular function (GO): SNARE binding
Source: RefSeq, a predicted model, not a curated record
CACACUCGUGUGGAGACGUUUUUGUUUUUGGCUGGUUUCUUGAUGGCUGAAAGAUGCAGAAUUCCAAGGCCAAAAUGGACGAAUUCAAGAGCAAAUUCUUGGACAUAUUGCACAAACAGACGAACCGUCAAAUGAAAAUUCCUGCCAUGGGAUUUUCGGAUUAUUUCAUCCAAACGGUGACCACAGAUGCCUCGCCCAGCCAAGAAACGGACACCACGGACGCGGCGGCCAGCACUUCCAGCGAGACGAACGCACAAAAGUCGGACCAGGAGAUCCUGGAGGGCAUCGAGCAGUGCUACUACAGCCCCGACAGCAAUCCGCAGCUGUACGAGCUCAAGAAAGUUCUCAACGAUGGCAUAGACAACGAGCUCAUCGAGGUCACCAUUGCACAACUGCGCACUCAGCAGAAGGUUCUCACCAAGCAGGUGCUGCAGAACAUCCUGGAGCAGCGCAAUGCCUGCAGCAGCGAGUUCGCGGCCAUCAAUGACACCCAGAAGAAGCUGGAGGAGUCGCUGUGGACCUGCCAGAAGGCGAGAUCCUACCUGAACUUUGCCCGCACCAACUUGACAACCACUAGCCUGGAGAUCCUGGCGAGCUACCGCAAGCGGGAGGUGCUCAAGGAGGUGUUGGACACCCUGGUGGCCAUCAAGAGACUGCGCACCACAGACGUGGAGGUGCAGAAACUGCUGGCGGAUCACAACUACAGUGCUGCCAUCGCCCUGCUCCUGCAGUGCAAGAGCUCCGCCGAGGCCUAUAUGCAGUUCAACUGCGUGCAAUCGCUCUCCAAGAAGCUGCAGGAGACCAUGCUGCUCAUGGAGUUUCAGCUGGACACAGUGCUCAAUGAGAUGGUACUGGGCUUCGAUGGACGCAAGUACGCCAAGCUGCAGGAGGCCUACAAGCUGGCCAACAAGUCGCUGAUGGCCAUGGACCAGCUGCACAUCAACUACAUUUCGGCCAUUCACUCUUCCGUAAAUGCUGUGCUGCGCGGCUACAGCGAUCUCGGCCAGGAUGAUCAGGCCAAGCCGCUCUACGAACAGCUGUGCGAACAGCUCAGCGUGGAGAAGCUGCUGCCGUGUUUGAUCAGUCUGUGCAAGACCUUCUGGACCAUUCUGGCCUCCUACUACCAAGUGGUCAUGUGGCACAAUAACUACAAGUUGUAUGGACAGGAGGAGGAGGAUUCCCCAGAUGUUUACAUCCAGCAGAAGCUGAAAAAGGGACAAUCUCGGGUGUGGAACGAUAUUCUGACCAAGGUGUGCCUGUUCCUGCAGGCAGCCAAGUUGACGGCGCUCAAAUACGACCAGUUCAUCCAGGUGCUGUCCGUAGUGCAGCGCCUAAAAAAGGUGGGCUUGGAGUUCUGCGGCGAGCAGUCGGAAAAGCUGAUCGAAACGAUGCAGCAGCAGAGCGAGGAGUUUUUCAGGCGCUACCAUAUCUGCUGUGUGGAGGAGAUCUGCCUGUUCCUGGACAACGAGUCUUGGACGCAGGUUGAUUCGUUUUCGCAUAUCCUGCAAUUGCCUGAAUUUCGAUCGGUUCGGCACACUCUGCGACGCCACAAAUCCCCGACAGCAGCUUUGCUGGCCUCAUCGAACAACUCUCCAAUCAGCAAUAAUAACUGCGACGAGCUGGUUUCCGUGCACUCCCAGGAUGGCGGCAGCUCCAUUUAUGGUUCCUAUGGAUAUUUUCUGCGAUUCUCCGAAAAGAGUUCGCCUUUCGAUGGUGGACUAGACGCAGCCAUGUUGGAGGAGGAUAUUCUGUCCGGCAUUGUGGACGAAGCCUCCUGUUACUUCAGCGAGGAGAGCGAUGACGAGCAGAAGAGUUUGCAAAGCAAGGAGUUCGACGACACUAGCAAUCAACUGCUGGUAAACAACACUGCUUUGAACGUGCUGCGAAUUAUUGGAAAAUAUCUGCAGAUGUGCAAGCUAUUGCACUGCAUCUCUCCGAGGAUUGUGGCUUGCAUUUUAGAGCUUAUUGACUUUUACGUUUACGCUGUACACGAAAUCUUCGGAAAGGAUGCGCCCGUGGCAACAGAGAAUAUGUAUACUUCACGAUUGGAGCAACGUUUGCGCUCGGUGGAGGCUAACGUCCUGCCUCAAAUCAAGCUAUGGCCCCUUAACUUUUCCUCUCUGGCUAACAACGAGCUGGCUAAUCCGGACACACUUUACGGCCUGUCGCAGCGCAUCGUGGCCGUUGAGGCGGGUCGCAGCAUGCUGCAGCAGUUCCACAUUCUCCAGCACUAUCUCAACCACCUGCUGCCCCUGGCAGAGCGUCCAACGCUGGCCAGCUACCUGGAGUACAGCGAUUAUAUGCUCGAUCUGGGCAAACCCGUUUACACCUGCGUCACGUCGCGCGUCAUCGAUUUGUCAUCCAUUCUGGCGCAGAUGGCCAAGGUCAAGUGGGAUGUGAAUCAUGUAAUUCAUCAGCACAGCAGCUACAGUGAUGUUUUAAAUAGGAACAUACAAAGCUUUGCCAUGUGUCUGGAGGAGAUUGCCAAGGAGGUGCCUGUGCCUAGCAAACACGUGUGGAAUUCCAUGGCCCAUGUGGCCACGCAUUUGUUGGUAGAGGGUUUCUCCAAUGUGAAGAAAUGCUCUGCUGGCGGACGCGCUCUUAUGCAGCUGGACUUUGCGAACUUCAUGUCGUUCCUCGAGCUCAUAUCGAACCAAAAGUAUCCACAGCAUCGCUCGUACGUGGAUGUGUUCAUCAAGACCUACUACUUUGCGCCAGAGCAGUUUGAGCAGUGGAUUGAACAGCAGCGACUGGGGGAUGAGUACUCCCUCAAACAGUUGAACAACCUCAUCCAGUGCAUUUGUGUCAGCGACAAGCGCACGCGGCAAAGGCUGCUGCAAUUGCUCGAUGUUGGGAUAGCAAAUGGGGUGACCACGUCGACGACGCCGACAACAACGCCUCAAAAGAACAACCACGGAUCCGUAGCAGGCUCAAAUUUAAGCAGCGUUAUCUGAGCUCCCCUGAAAGAUUAUUAUUUUAUUUUAUUUAUUUUGUUAUAACCCCAAGCUAACCUUGUUAGUAGAUCAAUCUCGUGACAUUCUCUAUGUGUAUUUAACAUUCCGUUUAGUGCAAAUUAACAUUGUGUUUAGGCUAAAGAUUCUACCUUAGUUAUACAGGCGAUCUCCAUGAUGUACUUCGUUUCGAAUUUCGAAUCUCCCCAACCCAGAUCCUCUUUAAGUGCAAUCCCCUCUCUUUUUCGCUCUCUCAGAUGCAACGCAAUUGGCAAACUUGGUAAUUGAUAAUUGGCAAUUGGUUCAUCGUUCACCGUGACUUAAGUACCUAGAGAAAGCAGACAUAUAUACACACAAAACACGUAUAAUUAAGACGUAUAAAUACCUAUUUAUUUUACUACCUAUUUGUAAUAUUUAUUUGCAGCAGGAAACGGACAAAUAAUUGUAGAACAGAUCAAAUGUAAUGGGCGGCUUAUCAGUUUGAUUUGCCACGCCCCCCACGACAACACACAACAUUAACUAUUUAGCAACUGUAACAAAAUAACAAAGAUUACAUAUUUUGAGAUAUGCAUAUUACAAACAA